AUGAAAGUCGCACAGAACGCAGCCCAAAUUGAUGAUUUUGACGCGUUUGGUGAUGUAGUGGCACGCAAAGUACGCGGCCUUCGUACGCAUUAUGCACAAUGUACAAUUCAACAUUUAAUUAAUAAUCUUUUAUACGACGGCGAGUUGGGAAAGUAUGAUUUUCCGCCACGAACAUUCGAAGUUCCUACAAACUACAACAACUAUAUCGGUGGAUCUGCUGCAGCUUCGACCUCUAGUAUUCAGACUGUGACAUAUGCGGCUAACGGAAACUACUAUCACGAUGAAUCUUCAUCUGAGUCAACAAUUCCCUGCUCUAAUCCUCCAAGUGUCCAAAAUGUGACCGAUUCAACUGUAGAAGUAGAACUAUGGGGAAUGGAAAAGGAAAUCCAUUUAAAUAAAUGA
This is a messenger RNA of Macrosiphum euphorbiae (potato aphid), 402 nucleotides long. The record is from the annotation of a GenBank genome assembly. Lineage: Eukaryota; Metazoa; Arthropoda; Insecta; Hemiptera; Aphididae.